Molecule: messenger RNA, 1276 nt
Organism: Theobroma umbraticum
Lineage: Eukaryota; Viridiplantae; Streptophyta; Magnoliopsida; Malvales; Malvaceae
Product: valine-tRNA ligase
Source: RefSeq, a predicted model, not a curated record
AUCUUAAAAGCAAGGUGCCCAUUGCGCACCCCGCAUACUGAAGACGCAACCCCCGUCCAAUUACCCGCAGCGGGAACCGGUCUUUCCUACCCCUUCUUCGUUUUCCUUUGGUUUGCCGUUUCUCCCACGCAAAAGAUAACUUUCGAAACCGCCAUUUGUCUUAAUUUUCUUUGUUCUUUCGUUUUACUGAGAUUAAAAUACAAUACCAGAGGAAGGACAGGUGCGUAGUGCGCACUCUUUCUCAUUUCUCUGAUUUACGAUUAUAUUCCCCCUUUUUUUCCUUAUAGAGAAACUGAUAUUGUUGUAGCUCGCUAUGUCGAUUCGCCAUCGGCUAAAUUCGAGAAUUUUCUUCCGUUUUCUCACCUGGUGGAUCUUAUUCAGCUGUUUUCCAGGAUUAAUUUCAUCGGCAGUAGUUACGUUGGAUUCAAUUGAAAUAUUUCAAACGCACGAGUUGAUAGGAAAACCGACGGUUUAUUUCUUAUGCAAAGGAGAGAACAGCACGGUGUUGCCAGAUGUCACCAAAACAGGCGUCGUCUAUUCCUUCAAGGGUGAAGAAUCUUGGCAGCCUCUGACAGAACUUGUAAGCAAGAAAUGCAAGCGAUGUGGAUUCUAUGAGAAGGACACCAUUAAAGCGGAUGAUAUAUUUGCUGAGUGGGAGUUCUGUUCUUCUGACUUUAAAGCUCCAAAAUAUACAUUGUUUAAAGAGAAGGAAUUUAAUGCUACUUUCCAUUGUCCGGAUUGCACAUCUCUUCCAGCUGCUUCUAAUGCAGCUCCUGAAAAGCAUGACGACGGGAAUGGAAUGCAUGUUGCUGUAGUGAUACUGAUCAGUGUGCUGAUUUCAACAGUAACAAUAAUUGCACUGGUGAUGGCAUAUAAAUACUGGCAAAAGAAGAAGAGGCAACAAGAUCAGGCUCGGUUCUUAAAGCUGUUUGAAGAAGGGGAUGAGAUUGAGGAUGAACUAGGCCUUGGUACUGUAAUAUGAUAAAAAUAACCUGGUUACCUCCUGUACAGUAAGUCGACCUCACAUAAAUUUUGCUUCUUGUGGGAGGGAAAAAAAAGAUAGUGUCACUUCUUUGUGCAAAUUAUAACAUACAUUUGAACAGUUGUGUAUUCUAAGGUGGCUACAUAUAUGUAUAUAGUGGAGCUUUGUGGCCCUGUUGGCACAUCUAGUAGUUAACCAGUAUCUUGGUCCUAAGACUGCUAAUGAAGAGUAAUACUUUUAGCUCAUGCUAGCACCUAAAUGGAAUUAUCAGGAGCUGAGUAUUUUUACACAAAC